Molecule: messenger RNA, 6779 nt
Organism: Oryzias melastigma (Indian medaka)
Lineage: Eukaryota; Metazoa; Chordata; Actinopteri; Beloniformes; Adrianichthyidae
Product: interferon-induced very large GTPase 1-like
Exons: 4
Coding region: 13-5451 (1812 amino acids)
Molecular function (GO): GTP binding
Source: RefSeq, a predicted model, not a curated record
AAAGCAAAAAAGAUGGAUAAAGUCAAUGACGGAGCGCCAAGAGAGAAACAUAGAGAACCUAAAGCUACAAAUGAUGAAGUUGUUCCAGAACUCAUACUUGCAUUGGUCGGAGACUCAAACUCCAUGGAAAAAGGACCAAGAAAUCUCUUAAUUGAUCAUGAUGAGCAUGAAUCAGAAAAAUCUUUUUCAUCUAAACUGUAUGACUUGUGUGGUCGACACAUCUGUGUCUUGAACAUGCUUGAUCUUCCAAACAUUGAUUCAAUCCCAUCAAACCAAGAAGUUCAUGCUUUCAUCCUGCUGGUAGCAAACGGUCAGCACAGCAGUCAUUACAGAUCAGGAAUGCAGUGGUUAGAGAAAACCUUUGGAAAACAAUGUUUUCCUUAUGUCAUCACAGUUGUGACUCAUAACCCACAUGAAAACUGUGAAAAUGCAGUAACAGAUUUAAAAGCUUUUGGAAGUUUUUCAGAGAAAAGAUACCAAAAAUCAAAAAGAAGAAUGGAUGAAAAGGAAUUAGUUGCUCUUUUAGAAAAAAUAGAUGUCAUGAUCUCUGAAAACAAACCUCCAUGCUGCAGUUUCAUGAUUACUGACACAAAGGAAGAUCAAAAAGGAGGAGUCAUUACAGGUUUCUUUAAUGUGGACAGAAGUGGAAACACAACGCAGGUCAGACAACAAUCAACAAAUUCAGAAGAAUUCUUGUUUUCUUCUCUGAAACAAGGAAUUUUUCCUGAAGAAAACCACCAAGAGAUUCAUCAUAAAGAAGUUGAAGCCCUGUUCAACAGACUUCAGGACAGACGACAACAGAAGUUUUCAUCAUCAGAUUUUCUUAAAAUACGUCCUCCUUUUAACCAGAUCACUGACACACCUGAAAAAGAUGUAGCUCAAGCUUUUCUCCAGAGGUUGGUGGCAUUAGAUUACAGAGCCAGAUACAUCCCUGUUCGACCAGAUAGUUCUGAGGUGAACCAUUUACAGUCUAUUGCUGUUUCUGAAAGUGUUAGCACAGAUGAUGAUGAUGACUUAGAUGCUCUUUUUAGCACUAAUGUAGAUUCUAAUCAGUCCAAACAGGAUCAUGUUCACCCCAUGGACAUCCAGAUGGUUGUAUUUCACUUCUCAGACAGCUUCCUGAAGCAGAACAUGAUUACAAAGUUGUCACAGUGUCAGUACGCCUUACCUCUGCUUGUUCCUGAUCCUGCUGCAGCAGAUAUUGAGUGUCCUCUGUGGACGUUCAGACAAGUAAGAAAAACCUGGAAGAAAACUGAAAUCAGAGAUAAUUCAAAGACUGUCUCCAUCAAGAGUCUACCGAUCUGCAAAGCUGAAACUCCACUGGUGUCUUUCUUCCGUCUGGGUUCACUGUCUCAGUCUAAAUCUCAGCUCAUGAACACUUUGAUCAACGACCGUCACAACACCUUCUUCCACAGAAACUGUCCAGGAAGCACCAAAUCUCGUCAUUUGAUGGAUGGAGUUGUAGAGAUUGCCUGGUACUGUCCUGCUGGAAAAGACAAUGAUUCAUUCUCUGACUGCAUUGGCUUCUGUAAUCUUCAUGGUGAUUCUCUGUUGAUGGAAAAACAACGUGAAAUACUGACUGAAAUAUCUUCAGUCUUAGUUGUUCUUGUACCAGCUCUGGAAAAAGGUCAGGAAAGUUCUAAAGUAAUUUCCACUCUUUUCAGAUCUCCAAAUCCUCUGAUUGUUCUCACUGCUGAUAAUGACUGUGGUGCUGUUCAGAUAAAACCACAAAAAUACAAAGUGGGUCUGAAAGACAGAAGUCAGUCAAAUGUUUCUGAAGAACUCAGAGAAACUAUUGUAAAGAUUUUGUCUGGAUCAAACAAAUCCUUCAAUCUUGAGUUGAUGUCCAACAUCUCUGGAGUCAGAGUGGAUGAAGACGACACAGUCUGUCAAAAUGGAAAAUCUGCUGCCAUGAACAUAGUGAAGCUGAUUCAGGACAUGGAUGUUUCCAGGAUCAAAGAUACUUCUCUUCCUUGUCAAGGUCAACUUUGGCAUGAGUGGUGCAGAACAAACAGAGAAAGAUUUCACCUCAGAGGAAACAUUGAGAAAGAAAAAAGUCAGAAAGAUGAGAAACUGAUACAAAUCCGACAGAAACAAUGUGCUGCUUCCUGUAGUGAACUGAUGAAAUCAUUCACUGACAGUCUCAUGAGUUUGGAACAGAAAGACAAAGAAUACUUCCUGAAAUGGACUCAGAUCCUGAUAGAUGAACUCUCCUCAAAGGAUCUCUCUACAAUUCUCCAAAACUAUGAUAAAAAGUGGUCGGAGGUUUUGACUUUAAAGAAGAAACAUGACAAAACUGAUCAGUUAAAGGACAAACAAACUGAGCUUGAACAAAUAUCACAGAAACUGCAGGCAGCAACCUUUGGUUUGGAGCACAUCUUCAGAGAAAUGUCACAGAUCUAUGAAGCCCAUCAAUCUCUACAGAGACAAACACACUGCAGACACACUGAAUGGGUUAAAUACCCUGAGCUGGCUGCAGAUCUGAUGAUAUCUGGACAUCCCAUGGAGUUGAUGGAUGGUGAUGCAGGUCACGUGCCUUUAACUUGGAUCUCUGGUCUUUUACAGGAAGUCAUCAAGAAACUGGGUGACCAGAGAGUUUUUGUGUUGUCAGUUUUGGGCGUUCAAAGCAGUGGAAAGUCAACAAUGCUGAAUGCCAUGUUUGGACUGCAGUUUGCUGUGAGUGCAGGCAGGUACACCAAGGGUGCAUACAUGCAGCUGCUCAAAUUAUCAGACGAAAUCAAGACAGACUUCAAGUUUGACUAUGUUGUAGUGGUGGACACUGAAGGACUGAGAGCUCUUGAGCUGGAAGGUCACAACACUCUUCACCACGACAAUGAACUGGCAACAUUUGUUGUUGGUUUAGGAAACAUGACACUGAUCAACAUCUUUGGUGAGAAUCCAGCUGAGAUGCAAGACAUCCUGCAGAUUGUAGUUCAGGCUUUCAUGAGGAUGAAGAAAGUUCAGCUUUCUCCAAGUUGUGUGUUUGUUCACCAGAAUGUUACAGAUGUCACAGCUGCAGAGAAAAACAUGGACGGAAAGAGACGACUGCAAGAAAAACUGGACGAGAUGGCUCAACUAGCUGCCAAAGAGGAAGGAUGUGAUGCUGAAUGUUUCAGUGAUGUUAUUACAUUUGAUGUUCAAAAAGAUGUGAAAUACUUUGCUCAGCUGUGGGAGGGAAGUCCACCAAUGGCUUCUCCAAAUCCAGGUUACAGUGAGAGUGUCCAAGAACUGAAGAGCUUCAUCCUGUCUAAAGCUUCAGAGUCUGAUGGAAUCAAACUCUCACAUUUCAAAAGCAAAAUUCAGGAUCUGUGGAACGCUCUGAUGAAUGAAAACGUUGUUUUCAGCUUCAAAAACACUCAAGAAAUCUCAGUGUACAGAAAACUGGAGAUCCAGUAUGGAAACUGGACUUGGGCUUUGAGGAGUGAGAUGCUGACCAUUGAGAACAGACUUUAUCCACUGAUAGAUAAAGGACAACUUGACAAGAUUGAACUCAGAGAUCUUUCUAAAGGAAUGAGCAAAGCAUAUGAACAAAUAAAGACAAAAACCACAGAUUACUUUGAGAAAAAUGAAGACAAAGAACUGUUAGUUCAGUGGCGUGGAGGAUUUGAAAACAAAAUCAAAGAUUUUCAUGAGGAACUUCUGACAGGAGUUAAAAGAAAACUGGAUGAAGUCAUUCAGCAGAAGAAAGCCUGUAAGAAGCUUGAUGAGAAGAAAACAGAUUUUGAGAACAAACUGCUGCAAAAAAGCAAAGAACUCGCUCACGCUCUAAGAGAGAUCAUAAAAGAUGAAGAGGAACUCAAGAUGCAGUUUGACUCUGUUUGGAGUCACUGGAUUAAAGAAUUAACUUCAGAUACAAAACCCAUUGAGGACAUCAACCUGGAAGAAGAUCAGUUAACUGUCCUUAAAGAUCUUGGUUUUGAAUUGACUCUAUGUCAUAAAUUGAAACACAGUAAGCAAUACGAAACCCUGCCAAAUACUGGGAAUUACUUUGAUUAUAUUCAUUUAAAUGAGCAUAAUUUAUUUAAUGCUGCAUUGAAAUAUGUAGGAGUUGAACUUCUGUCUCAUGAAGAUCAGGAACAGAUCAGAUCUUUUAUUAAAAAUGUCGAACAAAAAUCACUGGAGAUCAUUCAGAGCAAACCUGUAGCAACAAGAGGAUACACACCAACUUACCUGCAUGAAGUGGCUAAAAAUGUUCAAAAAAAUGUGACAGAAUUUGAAUCAAUGAGAAAAUUUACCUUUAAGAAGGAAUUCACAGUUGAGCUUCUGCUGUUUGUCUUCCACAAAGCAGCUGACUGGAUUUUAAAGUCUCACAAGACAUACAAAGAUAACAAUGAUGUUAUAAACUACUUAAACAGCAAGAAAAAUGAAUACUUUAACAUUUUCAGAAGUUUCUGUAAAGGAAGCUCGUCUCCUGUGGUGUUUGGAGAAAUGAUCUGUCAGAAACUGAAUGUCUCUGCUGUUGAGGCUGUCUGUAACCAGACUGCUGUUGACCUUGCUGGAGAACUCAGGUGUAAUGUCCCAGCAUUCAAUGGGAACAGGCUGAACCUGAAGAAACAUGUGUUGAAGGAUCUGGCAGAAAGAGAAGACUUCAACAAGUUCAUCACCUACAUCAGAGAUCCAAGGAAGCAAGUUGAAGGUUUUAUUAAAGAAAAAGUAAAAACAUUCAUAGUAUUUGAAAACAACAACAAAGCUCAUAAAAUCCUCCAGAAAAAUUCAGACGACAUCCAGAGAUUCAUCAGACAAACUUUAUUUGAAGCAACAGAGAAGAUUAAAACUGAGAAAGGAGACAUAAACAUGUGGGUGAAGGAGAUCUCCAGUUCACUGAGAUGUAAAAUGAGACUUGAUACCAUUUCCUGUCAUAACUUCAGAGACAUAAACAAUUUUGACUUUUUAAGAGAUGAAAUAGAAAAAGGUCUUCAAAUCAUCUCUAAGGAGAUGAAGGAUCUCCCUCUGGUUGAGGUGAUGAAGUACAGACAGAAACCUGAUGAAAUCCUCAUUGAUCAGCUGUGUAACUGCUGCUGGGAACGAUGUCCAUUCUGUGGAGCUGUUUGCAUCAACACCAUCAAAGACCACAGUCCAGACAAACACAGUGUUCCUUUUCAUCGACCUCAAGGAGUUGAAGGAUGGCACUAUAGAGGCACAGUUGAGCUAGUCACUGAUUUCUGCACCACAUCAGUCGCUAGUGAUCAAAGCCUCUAUCCCAGUCCUGAAUCAGAGAAGAGCAUUCCCCAUAAACUGUAUCAAACUGCAGGAGGAAAAUAUGCAUCGUGGAGCAUUAUUGCAGAUGGAUCUAAGCUGCCAUACUGGAAAUGGUUUGUUUGUCACUUUCAGAAGGAAAUAGAAGAUUAUCAUGAACUGAAGUUUCAGGACCGAGGGGAGAUUCCAUCUGAAUGGAGAAAUUACAGUAAAGAAGAAGCUCUCGAAAGUCUGGAUGAAAUGUGCAGUUUGUGAGAAACAUGCUGGAGGUUUAAAGAGGUUAAUUUGAGCAUUUUUUCACAAAGAAAUGUUCACUCAAACCAAGCAGUUAGAGAGUUUAAGGAAACACUUAAAGCAAUGAAACAAAAUAUAGGCAUUUCUUCUUUAAUCUGUGUUUCAUUAAGUGUAAUAUCAUUAAUGCUCUAAUUUUAGCUUGAAAACUCAAUAAAAUAGAGAAAAGAAAAAAUAAACAUUUUAGAAAACAAGGUCACAGUCCUGUAAAGGCAAAGAUAAUAUGACCUUUUCUCUUUUAUCUUUUAGAUAAAAAAAAAAUUUUUUAUAAAUUUGUGCAGGUACUUUUUUACUGCAUUUAUUUUUUUCAUACAUUUUUCAACUUCUGUCUAUAAUACAACAUGUUGUGGGAUAUUUGCUUAAGUUUUUUAAUAGAAAGACAUUUUUAGAUGUUUUGACAAAUGUUUCUGUUUUCACUGUCCAAAUUGAUGUGAAGUUUCUAAAAAUAUGGGAAUUAUACAAAAUAGUACUUUAAAAUUCACUUAUAACAGAAGUUCUGCUGUUCAAUUUUUGCUUUCAUGAAUACUUUCAGUAAUUUCACAUUUUUCACAUAUUUAGUAAUAUCUGAAAGUAUUCAUAUAAUAAAGAAGGUGGCUCCAAUUUAUAUCUACUUUUGCAAAUUUUCGUUUCCUUUUUUAAUGUGUUUGAUAUAGAGAGAUUUAUUUUUUAACGUAUUUAAUCCAGUUCCCUUACAAUCUGUCAAUGAAACGUUACAUUUGCCCUUUGAUGUAAAUUUGCCUUUUUUCCUAAUUUUUUUUACACAUCUGUUAUUCUUUUUUCAAUUUAUGCAAAAGAAAAUAAAUGGAAAAGAGUGUUUGAAUUUAUACAUAACAAUUUAAAAAAAAAACACCCUAAUAAGAACACAUUCACUCAUUCUUUUAUUUUUUAAACAGUUAUUGUUGAGCAAAUGCUGGUGUAACAAAAUGCUUUGUUUGUAUAAAUGUGCUUUGAAACUUCAGGCAUAGCAAAAAACAAAAAAAUGAACAUAAGUUUUUAUCAUACUGGUCUGUGGUAAUAUUACUCUGAAGUGUUUCUUGUUAUCUUGUAUCUUUAGAAUAAACAAAAUUGCUUUGACUUAUAAUUACUGAUCUAUAUACACUGCCUUGCCAAAAAAUAGUCGCCACCAAAAAAAAAAGGGCCAUACACUCUAAUAUUUCGUUGGACCGCCUUUAGCUUUGAUUACGGCACACAUUCACUGUGGCAUUGUUUCGAUAAGCUUCUGCAAUGUCACAAGAUUUAUUUCCAUCCAGUGGUGCAUUAAUUUUUCACCAAGAUCUUGCAUUGAUGAUGGU